This is a messenger RNA of Colossoma macropomum (tambaqui), 2096 nucleotides long. RefSeq names its product zinc transporter 10-like. The transcript has 4 exons. Gene Ontology annotation, biological process: manganese ion transport; detoxification of zinc ion; intracellular zinc ion homeostasis. Gene Ontology annotation, molecular function: zinc ion transmembrane transporter activity. Gene Ontology annotation, cellular component: membrane. Bases 291 to 1511 code for a protein of 406 amino acids. The record is from RefSeq and is a predicted model, not a curated record. Lineage: Eukaryota; Metazoa; Chordata; Actinopteri; Characiformes; Serrasalmidae.
GGAAUACUGACAAUGUCUGUUGUCUUUUUUUUUUUAUUCAAGGAUUUACAAUCCAUGAAUUGAGAGAUAAAACAAAACCGCAUGUACGGUCUCAAGUCAGACUCAAGCUCUUAAAGCCACUGGAUGGUUUGCAUCAACAGGAAACUCUUUAGGUUUUACCAGAUAGUGUGGAAACAGACAGUAGUGUUAAAGAUACAUUACAUUGUUUCUUUCUUCCAACAGCACAGUCAGUGAGUAACCAGCAUCACUCUUAUUUUCAUCAUUUCAAGCACUUUGAAGGACAGUUAGAAAUGGGUCGCUACACUGGGAAAAGUUGUCGCUUGAUUUGUAUGCUGGGAACCAUGUCGUUGUUUUUCUCAGCCGAAAUAGUGUCAGGAUACAUCGGAAACUCCAUAGCACUCAUCUCGGACUCCUUUAACAUGCUAUCAGACAUCAUAUCGCUCUCCGUCGGCUUGCUAGCCACCCGUGUUAGGCGCCGUAACGGAUCAAGGCGCUGGAGUUACGGCUUGGCCCGAGUCGAGGUCGUCGGUGCGCUGGCCAAUGCCGUCUUCUUGGCUGCCCUUUGCUUCACCAUCUGUGUCCAGGCACUGAAGCGGCUUGUUUCACCGGAGGCCAUUGACAAGCCGGAGCUGGUGCUGGUCGUCGGUUCAGUAGGUCUGGGCAUUAACAUAGUGGGGCUUCUCAUCUUCCAGGACUGCCGGUGGUUGUGCAGGAGAACCAAGCGUCAAGCAUCGCAGGGCAUGCAGACGACCGUGGACGGGGAAGCAGGUUAUCCAGAACAGACAGACUUAGAAGAAGUAGACCCAAGUGAGGAAGAUGGUCAACCCCUCAAUAUCAGAGGAGUGUUGCUCCACGUGCUGAACGAUGCCAUGGGUUCACUUGUGGUGGUGGUGACCUCAAGUCUAUUUUAUGUGUGGCCUGUGAACAGCGGGGAGCCCUGCCGCUGGCAGUGCUAUGUGGACCCCAGUCUGACACUGGUGAUGGUGGCUAUAGUCAUGUCCUCUGGGGUUCCUCUGGUCAAAGAGACAGCAACCAUAUUGCUGCACAGGAUUCCUCAUGACAUGAACUUUACAGGUGUCGUGGAAGAUGUGUGCAGGCUGCAUGGAGUCCUCAGUGUUCAUGAGGCCCAUAUGUGGGAGCUGACAAAGGGACGGUAUGUGGCCACCUUUCAUGUCAGAGUCACCCCUGAUCUCCACAGCUCCCACUCUGGAAUCAUAACCCUCCACCGACAGAUCAGAGAGGUGUGCCACAGGGUCCGGAUCCACAGUGUGACCGUUCAGCUGGAGUUCGGAGAGCCAGUUCUAAAUGGCACCCGUUGCAGCACCCCCUGCCUGUCCUCUUCCUGCCUGAAAGUCUCCUGCUGCCCAACUGACGUUACGGCGCUCACAGCCUGCAAAGCAAACCUGUCCCUUUACCCUGAACCAACCAUAGACAUGUAUGAUAAGAGUAUGCUUAAAGAACAGGAGGCAAUGCAAUCAAUUAGUACUCUGUCUACAGUCACAAAGUUUUAACUGAUUUCUUAGAGACGUAAAGUGAUACUCAUUGGAAGCUUUGGUUUGUUUUGUCGUUGACCAAACUAAAAUAGGAGGAGGAAAAAAAACCUGUUAUUUAAAGAGUAGUUUGAAGGGGUACACUAGUAGUAUUUAAACUGCUGUGUUAAAUAACUUAUGUUUUUAGCCUCAUAUCUCCUAAGCCUGCGACUUUAAAAUCCCUCUUGGACUAGAUCAAAGAGAUGCUGCUCAUGGUGGUUUAUUAUUGAUUUUUUUCUUCUUUUUGCGCUUGUUUUUGUUGGUCACUUAUGAAGAGGUAUAAGCAACAAUUAAAAGUGACAUGAGUUACAGAUGAAUGACAGGUUAUUAAACUUCAAGGGAACCUAAAAUUAUGCUCAUCAAAGCAUCUCUCAGCUCUAAAAGAGAAGGCUUUGUUUUGCAAAACGAAAAAAAAGCUUUUUUGUACAUGUGUAUAUGUAAUUUGUAUAUACAAAUCUAAUUUUGUAGCUUCAGUACUGUUAUGUUGGAAUUUAUGUAUUGUUCAUACUAUACCUCAGCAACUCUUGACUGAUGUUGACUGAUAAUAAAAAUGUGAAAAAAUGCCAA